AUGUCGCGCACGCCGUCCUCGGCCCACGAGAAAAUUCUGCCGGUAGUGGUCGACCAUCUGGCCAAGCUCCCCCAUCUAUUCGAUGCCACAUUCCUAGUGGAAGGCAUGACCUGCAGCUCCUGUGUAGGUGCCAUCACGAGAGCUCUGAAAGAAAAUGCAUGGGUUCGAUCUGCCGACGUCAGCCUCAUCAGCCACAGUGCCGAGGUGGUGUUUGAGGGAGGUGAACCCGAAUCGCGUGCCAAGGAACUCAUAGACAUGAUCGAAGCGGUGGGAUAUGGUGCCUCAGUCGAUCGGUUGCAACCCCACAAUGCAAAGAAGCCAGAGAUGCACAACGCCCCUGCUGAUGCUUGGCAAGCGACCUAUAACCUCGAUGGUAUGACCUGCAGUUCGUGUGUGGGUCACAUCACGCGGGCUGUCCAGGCACUUGAUUUCAUCAACAAGGUGGAGAUCAGCCUUCUCAGCCAUACAGCGUCCGUCACUUUCGUGGGCAGAGACAAUGUCAGCGCAAUCUCCCAGGCCAUCGAAGACGCAAAUUAUGGCGCAGCCUUAGAUUCAAUAUCCCCCGUUCGUUCGUCUUCAGGAGAAGACUCUCUACGUACAGUAUCGAUCCGUAUCAACGGACUGCACUGCGAGCAGUGCCCAAAGCGCAUCGAAGAUGCCAUCAGCGAGCUGGAGUGGGUGACUCUCGGGACCCCACCAUCUUUAAGUGAUCCCGUCCUGACCAUAUCAUACAUUCCGGACGCGCCUCGAAAUACCAUAAGGGGCAUCUUAUCUGCCCUCACAAACGCGGAUCCUUCUUUCGAAGCCCAUACAUAUCAUCCUCCUUCGCUGGAAGAACGGUCGAGGCAAAUGAUGGCGAGUGAACAAAGGCACAUUUUGUACCGUGUGGUCAUGUCAAUCAUUGUGGCAAUUCCAGCCUUGAUCAUUGGCAUUGUCUACAUGAAUCUCGUUCCUUCGGAUGAUCCUGGAUACAAGUAUCUCAUGGCUCGAAUUGGGGGAGUCUCACGGGCUGAGUGGGCUAACUUUAUCAUGGCCACACCGGUCUAUUUCUUCGCCGCGGACUUGUUUCACCGACGCACCAUCAAGGAACUGCGCGCCUUGUGGCGUCCCGGGAGCAAAGUACCAAUUUCACGGCGAUUUUAUCGCUUCGGAAGCAUGAAUAUGUUGAUCAGCUUCGGCACGUCUAUUGCCUACUUUGCCUCGAUUGCGGAGUUGAUCAUCGCCUCGACCCGAGAUGAAGAUGCCCAUAUGAUGGACGCUGGUACUCCCAAGUCAUACUUCGACUCUGUUGUCUUCUUGACCAUGUUUCUUCUCAUUGGCCGCCUGAUAGAAGCUUACAUGAAGGCAAAAGCUGGUAAUGCCGUUGCCGCACUCUCUAAACUCAAGUCGACAGAAGCGCUGCUGGUGUCGGUUGACAGUGUAACAGGCAAUACUACGACGACCAAGACUCCGGCGGAUCUUAUCGAAGUGGGUGACAUCGUCCGAAUUCCUAACGGUAGCUCACCUCCCUAUGACGGCAACGUUAUAGUAGGGGAGUCCGAUUUCGAUGAGUCCGUCCUCACUGGAGAGUCUAUGCCGGUAACAAAGUCUAUCGGUGACACUGUGUAUUCUGGCACGGUCAACAAAGUCUCCCCGAUAUCUAUCCGCGUCACCGGCGCCGCUGGGAAGUCAGUGUUGGAUUCCAUCAUCAACGUGGUACGCGAAGGUUUAGCUAAACGGGCCCCGGUGGAACGGUUUGCUGACCUCAUCACGGGAUACUUUGUCCCCAUCGUCGUCCUGCUUGCCAUUUUCACUUGGCUGAUUUGGAUGACAUUGGGCGAGGCUGGAGUCUUGCCUCCGGACUACCGAGAUUCCGAAGUGGGAGGCUGGCCAUUCUGGUCACUUCAAUUUGCGAUCGCUGUUUUCGUGAUUGCGUGCCCCUGUGGUCUUGGUUUGGCCGCCCCCACGGCGCUGUUUGUCGGAGGCGGAUUGGCCGCAAAGUACGGCAUCCUGGUCAAAGGGGGCGGAGAGGCUUUCCAGGAGGCCAGCACGUUGGAUUGCAUUGUCUUCGAUAAAACUGGCACGCUGACCGAAGGUGGGGAGCCCAAAGUCAUCAACUACGAAAACCUUACGUCCCCUGAAGCUCCGGUCAACGAGCGAGAAACUCUGGGUCUACUGAAAAGUCUCGAGGAGGAUAGCAUUCACCCGGUUGCGAAGGCCGCCGUCAGUUUCGCCGCUUCACGACCAUACGAAGACUGCAAAGCUGAAUCCGUCAAGGAAGUUGCUGGAAAGGGAAUGAAGGGAGUUCUUCUAGUUGGAUCUCAGCCCACGCGGAAGAUUCACGCAUUGGUUGGAAACGAGGCCUUGAUGGCAGAGAACAAUGUUGUUGUAUCUGUCGAGAAUCAAACGCUCCUUGACGCGUGGAAGAUGGAAGGAAAGUCAGUCAUCUUGAUCGCCGCCAAGGAAGUCUCACUCGGGCAAAAAGCUCAACAAGCACAUGAGCUGUCUGCCAUUGCCGCAAUCGCAGACAAACUUCGCCCGGAAUCUUUCCAGGUCGUCAACGCGCUUCGCAAACGAGGAAUCGACGUGUGGAUGCUUUCUGGCGACAAUGAAAAGACGGCCAAGGCAGUGGCUGGCAAAGUCGGUAUCGAGGCGGGCAAUGUCAUUGCUGGCGUUCUACCGGACCAGAAAGCUGACCAAAUCAAAUAUCUUCAGAAACGAGGGGUCGAGGUUCCCUCGCGCGGUCUAUUCAGGUAUCUUAAACAAGAGAAGAGUCGUGCCACGGUCGCGAUGGUGGGUGACGGAAUCAACGACUCUCCUGCGCUGACCGUGGCUGAUGUGGGCAUCGCCAUUGGAUCUGGCUCUGAAGUGGCAAUUUCAUCCGCCGGUUUUGUCCUGGUCUCGUCGAGCCUGAGGUCAUUGCCAGUCUUGAUCGACUUGAGCCGAGCAGUGUUCAGGCGGAUCAAGUUCAAUUUCUUCUGGGCAGCUGUUUACAAUAUGGUCGCCCUCCCGGUUGCUGCAGGGGUUUUAUACCCAAUCAACAGCGGAGGAGGUCGCAUCAGACUGGAUCCUGUAUGGGCGGCUUUGGCAAUGGCAUUAAGUAGUAUCAGUGUCGUAAUUAGCAGUCUAGUACUGCGUGUACCAGCACCUUUGAUCGGGUUCAGAGCGCCCAAGGAACAGGACAGAUCUGAGAGUUGA
This is a messenger RNA of Cyphellophora europaea CBS 101466, 3177 nucleotides long. RefSeq lists its product as uncharacterized. The coding region runs from base 1 to 3177 and encodes 1058 amino acids. Gene Ontology annotation, biological process: copper ion homeostasis; monoatomic cation transport. The transcript has a single exon. Gene Ontology annotation, molecular function: copper ion binding; ATP binding; P-type divalent copper transporter activity. Lineage: Eukaryota; Fungi; Ascomycota; Eurotiomycetes; Chaetothyriales; Cyphellophoraceae. The record is from RefSeq and is a predicted model, not a curated record. Gene Ontology annotation, cellular component: membrane.